Messenger RNA from Tetrahymena thermophila SB210, 3048 nucleotides. Its product is annotated as transmembrane protein, putative. The transcript is spliced from 4 exons. Lineage: Eukaryota; Ciliophora; Oligohymenophorea; Hymenostomatida; Tetrahymenidae. The record is from RefSeq and is a predicted model, not a curated record.
AUGUCUCUUCCUUUAAUUACUUUAAAUGAAGAUUUAGAAUUAAAUUUUAUAGAGUUAUUUUAAAUAAAUGCCUAAGACUUUGAUCUUUAAUAUCUAGCAUGUAUUUUUACAUAACUUUUGGAUUUCUAGAAUAGAAAAAUCAAAAAAUUCCAAGAAGAUGCUCUUGAUAUAUCUUAGUAGAAGAAUAAUUAAUAAAAAAGACAGAACUAAAUAUAUUAAAAAGGAGAAAAAUCAUGCCUAUUAUAUAUGUCAUUAAUAGAAAAAGAGUUUAUUGUUAAAAAAACAUCUAAAAGUUUCGAAAAAACUUUUGGGUUCAAUUCUGAAUUUAUUCAAGGAAAACAACUAAACACUUUAAUACCAAAUCUACUCAAAAAGCAUCAUAAUUUAAUGAUUCAGUCAUUUAUCUCUGAAUAAUCUAUGGAUAUUAUUAAUUUAGGUGAGAGAAGUCUUUUUGGUUUGGAUAAUAAGGGAUUUAUUUUUCCAAUUAGUUUGAGAAUUAAAUUACAACUUUUAGAAAAUGAUUUCGGUGUUUGUGUUCUCAUUUAGAAAAAAUAAUAAAUUUUUUCUUACAUAUUCUUUGAAGAUGGAGGAAUUAUCACUGAUUUUUCAAAGAACAUUUUUUUAGACAUAUUUUAAACUCCUGCUUUUAAAUCAGAAAUAUAAAUAAAUAUAUUUGAUCUGAUUCCUUCUAUAGAAGAAAUAGUUAAGACUCAGUAGUCAAACAUAUAAGUUAGUACUACUAUGGUAGUAAAACAGCCAACUCUUUUCAAAAGUACAAAAUCAGAUUCUCAUGAAAAGCCUAUUUAAUCACCUAAAAAUAAUAAUAAUCUUUUCUCAUAAAGCAGUGAAGUUUUUCAUAUUAAAUUCAGGUUUUUAAGACGCAUCACAAAGUAGAAAGUCAAUAUUAAUUUAAUAGAAAUUGACUAUUACCAAAAAGAAACAGACCAAAUUAAAAAAGAUAUUAUCUUAGAUUAGUUAAGUAAAUAAUAUUCUUUGAAAAAAUCUCAAGGAUAUCAAAAAAUAGUCUAGAGUUAAUAAACUUCAGGAUAUGUGAAAUCUAUUUAGUAAUAGUAUUUUUCUACAAGAGAAUUCUCAUAAUUAUUUGAAAAUAAGGACUAGAAUCAAAUCGAAAACAAAGAAAAUGAAAAAAAUCAUUUAAUAAACUUUUAAAUAUAUCAAACAUUAGAAGAAAAUAUAACAAAUAAGAUAGAUUAAACUCCAAAUUUUGUAGAAAUCUGUGAGCCUUAAAGUUAAAAUAAUAGUUUUAAUUAAAAAACUUUUCAAGAAAUAAAUUUCUUCAAAAACCCUGAAAAUUAAUCUCCAAAAACGUAUUGUGGAAGCUCAGAAUUAAAAUGUUUAAGUUCAAAAGCAAUUCUUGAUAAAUAGAGCAUUGAAACAUUAUUUUAAAAUUACUCAAGAAGGAUAUCAACAAAUACAUUUGAAUAACCAGAAAUAAUUUUAUCUCCAAAAAUUAUUUGUCAAGAAAGGCAACAGGUUCUGAUAAACUAAACAAACGAGUAACAAGAUAUUGUAUUUAUGCCAACUUAAAAUUUUUAAUCGCUAAGCCUCUAAGAAAUUUUGUCUCCAACAAUUCAAAGUCAAGAAAGAUAACAGAUUCUGAUUAAAUAAUCAAAAGAGUAACAAGAUAUUGCUUUUUUACCUGCUUAAAACUAAUUAAAAAAUCAGAAUUUCUAAAAAAUUUCAUCCAAUAAUGCAUCUAACAAAUUUACCAUAAAAAAUAAAUCAAAUGUAAUUUAAAAUAAAAAUCCAAUUAUAAUAGAUAACAUAGAUUCGCCAUUUUCAGAAGAAUAAAGUCUGAGUUAAGAGCUGUAAAAUCUAAAUAGAGAAUAAACAAAAAAAUAUUUACAAGAAAAAGAAGAAAUGAAACAAGAGUUAAAAAACGAAAUUGCUAGUGUCAACUCUAGUAAGUAUAGCACUGAGGAGAUAUUGAAAAAGAAAAUGAUAUAAAGAAUUUAAAAAGCAAAAUUUACAAAUGGAUUGUAAUUAAUAACUUUCACAGGAGCUGGAGCUUUUGCUAUUCUCAGUAUUGUAUCUUUAAUCAUUUACAUUCAGAAUUUAAAAAGCUUAGAUUCAUUUGUCCAGUCUUUUUUGAAAAUUGAUGGUGCUAUAUUUUGCUUUAUAGAUGUUAUGAAUCUUGUCGGACUUAGCAACUAUUAAAGCGUUUUAAGAAAUAGCUAAUCUUUAAUAGCAGAAAGCUUAGAGCUUUAAAUGUACGAAAUUAAUUAGACUGAUUUUUAGCAGUAAAGAACAUUAUAAGAUUAUAAUCUAAACUUACAAAAGCUUGUUUUAAAUAAUGAUAGUGGAGAUUAGCUUGAUGAAUUAUAAAAAAAUUUGUUUUAAGUUUAAAUUUACGCAUCUGGGUUUUACAAAGGUGAUGGAUUUUAAUAAAAUUCCACAACUACUUUUGAAUAAAGUUUAUAAUACACCUUAAUGGAGUUUUUCUAUGAAAUUGUAUUUUAUUAUAUCAAUUAUGAAGAAUAGCAAGAAGAUUUUAUUUGGGGAAACAUCUACAACUUUAAACAAGGAAUGAAAAAUUUACAACAAAUUGUUGAAAAUUAUGCUCAAGACUAAUUCAAUAACAUGAAUUUGUAUUAAACAUUUGCAAUCAUCUUGUUUGCAACCAUAAAUGCUUUGCUUAUUUUUUCAAUUUUGCCUCUAAAUAUUUUGAUUUAAUCCUAAAAGGAAAAGAUUUUAAAACUUUUUGGCACAUUUACUCCUUCUUCUAUUGAGUUUUAAAUCAAAUAAAUUGAACUUGGUCUAUACAAAAUUGAAUAAUUCAAUGCUUUAGAAUAAACUAAUAAUAAUUAUGCAUUUAAACAAGCUUAAAAUUAGUUAAAGCAAAUAAAAUAAAUUAAAAAUCUUAACUUCAGUUAAAAUUUCCUAAGUGAAUAAGCUUAAAAAUAGGAAAAGAGUUUAAACAAUAAAGUUUCUAGAUAUAUUCAAAGAUAGUUAGACAGACGCAACAGUUGCUGUAGCGCUACUUUUAGUCAUGCCUAUUUUAAAUUUUGUUAUAUUUAAUCCUUUUGA